AUGAAUCUUAUUUCUACUGUAAUCUUCAUUACCACUGCCCUCUCAAUAGUACUAGCAGUUGUUUCCUUCUGACUCCCUCUAAUCACCCCUGAUCAGGAAAAACUAUCCCCCUAUGAAUGUGGGUUUGACCCCCUUGGAUCUGCCCGCCUUCCUUUCUCAAUGCGAUUCUUCCUAGUAGCCAUCUUAUUUCUACUGUUUGACCUAGAAAUUGCCCUACUCCUUCCCCUUCCCUGAGGGGACCAACUCCCAAACCCCCUAACCACCUUUUUCUGAGCUGCCCUUGUACUAGUCCUACUUACCCUUGGUCUCAUCUAUGAGUGACUACAAGGGGGCCUCGAAUGAGCUGAAU
Messenger RNA from Boleophthalmus pectinirostris (great blue-spotted mudskipper), 349 nucleotides. The record is from the annotation of a RefSeq genome assembly. NCBI's taxonomy places the organism in Eukaryota, Metazoa, Chordata, Actinopteri, Gobiiformes, Gobiidae.